Messenger RNA from Scomber scombrus (Atlantic mackerel), 2438 nucleotides. Its product is annotated as CD63 antigen-like. NCBI's taxonomy places the organism in Eukaryota, Metazoa, Chordata, Actinopteri, Scombriformes, Scombridae. The record is from RefSeq and is a predicted model, not a curated record. The transcript is spliced from 9 exons. Bases 86 to 814 code for a protein of 242 amino acids. Gene Ontology annotation, cellular component: membrane.
ACAGACUGCUGCACGCAUCACACACACUGUGUUAUCUGCACACAGCUUCACUUCGUCUCUGAGAGCCAAUUACCAAAAUCUGAAAAUGGGGAAAAUUAAUGGAUGCCUCAAAUGUCUUUUUAUCUUUUUCAACGUGUUGUUUGCAAUCAUCGGAUGUGUGCUGAUCUUCGGAGCAGUGAAGUCAUCUGCCGUUGCCAGUCAGAUGUCGUCAGUUGGGGCCCCGGGAAUCGGUUGGGUUUGGGUGUUUGCCAUCGGAGUCCUUGCCAUCUCCUGCCUGGGAAUCUACGCCGGCUGUGCUGAGAAAGACCUCGUCCUCAAAAUUUUUGCAGGUUUCAUGGCUGUUGGACUGGUCAUCAUGCUGAUCUUUGGCAUCAUUAUCGUUGUCAUGAGAAACAAGAUUAAAACCAACUUUACCUCCGCCACUGCUGAAUAUGCAGAGCCUUUAAUGAAAGAUGACGGAUUCAGAGCACUGCUUGAUGGGCUCCAGCAAAGUGCCCAGUGCUGUGGAGUGGCGAGCGCUGCAGACUGGGGUAAUGAAAUCCCUGAGUCCUGUGCCUGCAGUUCUUCAGGUUAUUUUGGAGGAGGAUGUAACUCCAAACCUCAGGGAGCGUCAGGCCCAGAUAAAGUCUAUGGUCAGACCUGUGGUGAAACCAUCUUCCUAUUUGUUGACAUCUUCUUCAAGAUUGCCAUGGGUUUCUUCUUUGGAUUCGCUGUCACUGCAUUGCUGGGCCUGCUGGUCUCCCUCCUGAUGAUCUAUCAAAUCAAACGCCAUGACAGCUCCGGAGGGGCGUCCAUUGCCAUGAAGGGCUUCUGAGAAAAACCUUCAACGGCUGACCUUAACCUCUGCACUGUAACACGAGGACACAGUGGUCAAAAUACGACCUUUUCUCUUUACUUUUUUAUGACCUUUCUGCCUUUUAAGAGAGUGACAGGGAAAGCAGGAGACACAGGGAUGAAAUGGCAUGCUUCAGAAAGAUUUCAUUUGGGAAAAAAUGCCUCACAGCAUUUUUUUCUUUCAGCUUUGUAUUGUAGAAAAUAUUGCUUGAAUAGCAAACAUUUAUUUUUUUGAGAAUCAUUAUAUUGCUUGUGUUAUUGUAUGGUCAGCAGUAUUGUAAUAUUCUUGUAUAAUAGAAGCAGUUUCUAAGCUCAACCUUCUCUGGAGCUCUAUUAACCCGAGGAGGUCAUAAAAUCAGAGCUUUAACCUAAGACUCCAUUCUAAAGCUACAGUAAAACAAUUAGGAAAAUCAACUGACCAGUAAAUAGCAGUGAAGUGCCUGUGUGUCUUUGCUAAAUUGGUGGUAUUAGCUAUAAGCUUGAUGGUGUAGUGUCUACUCAUAGGACCAAUUUAUGAACUGUGACUGCUGACAUAUAGGCAGUCAGGAACAUCCUAAUGCUAUUCUGUCACAAUAGCUCUUCCAGCUAGCUGGCUUGCUAACUGUCAGGGAACAAACCAGACCAUGUUUGUAGACCAUGCCACUUUUGUCGAGGAAUUUAUAGGGUGAAUUGUAUAUGAGACAGGUGCUAUGUAGCUUCUCUGACUCUCUGUGGCCUUAUUGUGUCAAAUCUAUUGAAAUGCUGCUAAAUUUAUUGGGCUUUAUGAGCACCAAAACGUUUUAAGUUUAGCUUUGCACAAAGACAGGGAGCAGAGGGAAACUGCUAAUCUAGCUCUAGUGCUGUCUUAAAUAUUACUAUUCCUUUAAUUCAAUCAGAACCUCCACUGAAAAUAACUUCUCACAUAGAUCGUGAAACAAAACUUCUGGUUUUGACUGCUCUUAUUAUUUUUGGAAACAUCUGCCAAAAGAUGAAAACUCUUUGUAUUCAAGCUAUAUUUUAAUAGCACUUAAGUAGGCUACUGUAGACAGGGAUGUGGUCAGUGACCUGAAUGUGAAGAAAUAAUAAAUUAAAAACAAAGAAGUGCUCUGAUUAAAUUCAACUAAUCAGAAGAGCACUGAAGAAGUCACCUGUAUGUGGACUUGAACAAAAUGUUAGACAAUGAAUUUUCCUUUUUCUUAAACCUUAAAAGACGAUGGGUAUGUUUGUGUGGAACAUUUUAGAUACCCUGGUAGUAUGAAGGUAAGAAUGAAGUAGUCCGUCCACUGGACUUCAAAAAACAAAACAAAAAGUAAUACAAUAAAAUCCAUCCUGAGAGAAUCAGAUAACGCUGGUAAAUCCCAGCAAAUUUUGCAGCAUUGAGACCAAAUGUACAGCAAUGUUACAAAAUGUAGAAGCAGUAAGAUUACAUGCAGACUUUCACUGAGAAUGAACCAAAAGCCAACAGCUCGGGGGUUGAAUACCCCUCUACUGGUUCAAAAAAAAGAGGGACCAGGCAAAAAAGACAAAUACUGUAAAAAGAACUGUUUUAUUGUGAAAUCUGCACUCAUAUCAUGUCAGAAUAAACACUAGAGGCCAAAAAUCCACAAGUUCUUACUGUUUUGUUU